UACUGCUACGUCGUCUGUAUUGUAGACAGUUUGGCCGUAGAUUUAGCGCUGUUACGACUAAAACACUCCAUUGUAGAUGGUCCUUUACAACCCAAAGAUCAAAAUUGACAUUAAAAUACAGUGUUUACAUUCCGCUAAAAUUGUACAUACGUUGCUUCGAUAAAUUUUCGUGUUUUACGGCAUUGUAGAGUACUUUAAACUAACCUACCUGAACCUAUACAUCUACUCGCCAUCAUAUACAUCUCUUUCUCUUCCCAACUUGCUUUUUCAUCGGUCGACUCGUCAAGAAUGAGUUCUCACGGAAAAGCAGAGACUGACAGGCUUAAAAAGAAUUUAGAAGAACAAUUGGACCGCCUUGUGCAACAAUUGGAAGAUCUAGAAGUUUGCAGGAUUACCUUAGACGAGACAGAUUAUCAAGAAUGUAAGGAAGACACUAUGGAGCAACUCCGUGAGUUUAAUGAGAGCUUACAAAGAAUGAUAUCUGGAAAUAUGACUUUGGUCGAUGAACUUGGAGCAAUGCAAUUGGCAACUCAAGCAGCUAUCAGUGCAGCUUUCCAGACACCAGCUGUGAUCAGAAUGUUUGGCAAACGGGAGCCUGCCAGACUUAAGGAACGUCUCUCACAACUUGAUCGAGAUGUGAAACUAGGAAAACUGGACAAACAAACUGCUGAUUGUCAGCGGGGAGAAAUAUUAAGCGCAUUGAGACAACUUGGAGAAAAGUUAGAAUCAUCUGAAUUACAGUUGCUGGAGCGAUUAUCUUUAAAUAAUAUAGAUUCCACCAGGUACGUGCAAGUGAAUGAAAUAACUGAAAGGGGCCAAAUGGCUCUUGAUGUAGUUGGCAAAGAAGUUAAAGCUAGCCAAGAUACUUGAACUAAUAAUAAUAUUAUUUUAACGUUAGGCAAUUUUUAAAAAUUUAUUAAAGUUUUUUUUAUCGAACAACUUAUCUUUUACAUCUGUGUAAAAUUUGGUGCUGGUGCUAAAUUUUUUUUCUCCAAAGUUUUCAUACCUUGAAAUUUCACAAGGUUUUGAUACCAUUAACAUUCAAAGUAAACAUCACUACAAAUUAUAAUAUACUCUAUACUUAGUGUUGCUACUAAACUGUUGUCUAGAUUUUUUUGUAAUGUAGUGCAAUGUGAUAAUGAUUGUUAUUUGAUAUAAAAAAAUAAUACUCUCUAUGAAAUGUGAAUAUAAAUAAAUAUAAAUAACAUAAGGAACAUAUAUAUAUAUAUAUAUAUAUGUGUGUGUGUGUGUGUGUGUGUGUGUGUGUGUGUGUGUGUGUGUGUGUGUAACUUUAUGCAAUUUUUAGUAUAUAAAUAUGUUAUUUAAUUAUUUACCAUGGUCCAGUACAACAGCUAUUUCAAAUUUGAUUUUAUAAUGCACAUUAGAUACAAUAUAUAUAAAGGCAUCUUCUACAUUGUUCACAAAAUUGUUGCGUGAAUUGUGAAAUAAAUAUAUUAAUGUUUUUGUG
This is a messenger RNA of Monomorium pharaonis (pharaoh ant), 1468 nucleotides long. Its product is annotated as protein LZIC. Lineage: Eukaryota; Metazoa; Arthropoda; Insecta; Hymenoptera; Formicidae. The record is from RefSeq and is a predicted model, not a curated record. Gene Ontology annotation, molecular function: beta-catenin binding. Bases 289 to 870 code for a protein of 193 amino acids. The transcript is spliced from 4 exons.